AGUGAAAAAGAGCAAGGUCCCGAGAGAUAACAGGCUGAGAAGGAGGACAGAAAAGACAUCCCGAGUCCAGUCACAGCAUUACUGCCGAGCAGAGACUCGCUCAGACAUGAUCGUCAGUGCAUGGCGGGGCUUCCUCUACUUUUAUGGACUCGUCUUUGACUCUCUUUCCGGAUGUGAAAGGAGUGACCAACUAUCGGCAUCACACAUCAACAGGACAGAGUUCCCAUUGCAGUACAUGGGGAGCUGGUACUUCCUGGCAGCGGCAGCAGAACCUGGAACUCGAGCGCUGGACAUCUUCAGGGUGAUGGAUAACGGGCGUUUCAUGGUCCAGGAAAGUACGGACAUGGAGAAACUGGAGUUCAGAGCGUCCAUCAGAGUUAAAGACGGCUCAUGUAUUCCCCGCACAUGGAUUUACAUGCUGACUGAGAACAGCACAGAGCUGAGGACAGAGGGCCACCCAGACAGACUGACUGAGCUCUUCUCCUGUCACUGUCCGGACUGCGUUCUCCUGAAAGAGACGGAUGAGACGACCUCCAGGCUCCUCCUCUAUUCACGUUCUCCACGACUGGACGAAGACUGUAUGGACAAGUUCAAGCAUAAAUCCACAUGUGAAGGCUACAAAGAUGUUCUGCAGCUUCCGCAAACACUAGAGCAAUGUCCCCUGGAGGAGUGACGGUAACACGAGGAGGAAGAGCUGGCGAGAAGACCUCAUAAACACAAUCUAGAUAAUCUCGUGCUCUUCAAUUAUCAAAAAUUCAAUAAAAUCUAUUUUUUUUUCUUGUGA
This is a messenger RNA of Bufo bufo (common toad), 784 nucleotides long. It is a transcript of the gene APOM, whose product is annotated as apolipoprotein M. The transcript is spliced from 6 exons. The coding region runs from base 107 to 673 and encodes 188 amino acids. Gene Ontology annotation, cellular component: low-density lipoprotein particle; very-low-density lipoprotein particle; high-density lipoprotein particle. Gene Ontology annotation, biological process: high-density lipoprotein particle clearance; cholesterol efflux; high-density lipoprotein particle assembly. The record is from RefSeq and is a predicted model, not a curated record. Gene Ontology annotation, molecular function: phospholipid binding; lipid carrier activity. NCBI's taxonomy places the organism in Eukaryota, Metazoa, Chordata, Amphibia, Anura, Bufonidae.